AUGCGGCAUACAGCUUUUCAGUUCCUGGUUGUGGCCAUUCUUUUUGUGUUCGUCGCAGCCUGGACCAAAGAAGACCACGAAAUCUUUCAAAUUCGAGAUGAGAUAUUAGCCAAAGAAGGCGCCAAUGUCACAUUCUACGACUUCCUCGGGGUCUCUCCAAACGCAAACCAAGAUGACAUCAACAAAGCCUAUCGCAAAAAGUCCAAACAACUGCAUCCCGACAAAGUAAGGCGCUCCUUCGUUGCCAACAGCUCACGAGGGGAUGGCAAGCAAAAGGGCAAAAAGCCAGGCGUCCACGUUUCCAAGGGACCAUCGGAACGUCAAAUCGCAAACGCCGUCAAAGAGGCCACCGAGCGCUCCGCACGACUCAACACCGUUGCAAAUAUCCUUCGAGGCCCUUCGCGUGAGAGAUACGAUCAUUUCAUGAAAUAUGGGUUCCCGACGUGGAAGGGCACUGGAUACUAUUACUCUCGAUUCCGACCGGGUCUUGGAAGUGUGCUGCUAGGUCUUUUUGUUGCGUUUGGCGGCUUUGGUCAUUAUAUUGCUCUUGUGCUUUCUUACAGAAGACAGCGGGAGUUUAUGGAGAGAUAUAUCCGUCAUGCAAGGAAAGCUGCCUGGGGAGAUGAUCGGGCACUGGGUGGUAUACCCGGUCUUGAUGCUACUGCGACUGCUGCUCCGGCCGCCGCACCUCAAGCAGAGGUCGAAGAAUCACCCGCGGCGAUGGCAUUGAACCGUCGACAGAAACGUAUGAUGGAGCGCGAGAACCGCAAGGAAAGUAAGAAGGGGAACAAGAGUUCUGGACCAAGUGAUUCAGCACCGGGUUCUGGCACAGCUACCCCUGUUAGUGAGAAUGUGGCGGGKGCAUCAGGKACUAAGAAGCGCGUUUACGCGGAGAAUGGAAAGGUUCUGGUCGUCGACUCGAUCGGCAAUGUCUUCUUGGAGGAAGAAACGGAGGAAGGCGAGAAGCAGGAAUUCUUGUUGGAUCUUGAUGAGAUUCCUCGACCGGCGAUUCGGGACACGUUUGUAUUCCGUCUACCGCGGUGGGUUUACCACAAGGUGCUCGGCAAAAAGGACCUAGAAGAGCUUGGCGAAGCUGUUGAAGGAUUGGAUAAUGUGGACGCCAAUGAGCAGGACAUUAUCGCCGACACUGAAGUGACAAAGUCAACUUCGUCUAAGGGAUCUGCUGCUACUGCAGCCACAAGAAAGCGUGGCAAGCGGGGCCAGAAAAAGUGA
Molecule: messenger RNA, 1233 nt
Organism: Talaromyces amestolkiae
Lineage: Eukaryota; Fungi; Ascomycota; Eurotiomycetes; Eurotiales; Trichocomaceae
Exons: 3
Coding region: 1-1233 (410 amino acids)
Cellular component (GO): endomembrane system
Source: RefSeq, a predicted model, not a curated record